CGGAUUACACGAUCAGUUGCUAUCAAGUGUUUGCAGACGGUCAGUUAGCGACAAUACAAAACUCGACAAGUCCGCACGGACAGACAGACGAUCGUGAAAUAGAGCGAGUUAAAGCGCUUAACAUCACGUCUUCAUCUGUACGAGCUACAGCGAACGACAUGGAGAGAAAGCCAGAACAACAAACAGAUGGGAAGAAGAAGAAGAAGGGUGUGCGUGCCUGGUUCAAGAAAAGAUGGCGGGCUGUGAAGCACACCGUCUCUUGCACCCAAAGCAAUGAAGUGGUGCCUUUUCAUACACAGUCUGACCAGGAUCCAUCAGAUCCUCAGCCGGGUCCAUCUGAACAGCCUUAUCUACGUGUCUUUAAGCCGGCGGUCUUGGCAGACACAGCUGAUUGCCCUGGUUGUCACUGUGAGCAAACGCCUCUUGAAGAUCCGGUCGAUCCUCAGCAAGAUCCUUCUGGACUCAAGCAAACAGCUCCUGAAGAACCAGCGGACCACCGACCAGCUCCGUCUAACCAACAACAAACAGAUGGGAAGAAGAAGAAGAAGGGUGUGCGUGCCUGGUUCAAGAAAAGAUGGCGGGCUGUGAAGCACACCGUCUCUUGCACCCAAAGCAAUGAAGUGGUGCCUUUUCAUACACAGUCUGACCAGGAUCCAUCAGAUCCUCAGCCGGGUCCAUCUGAACAGCCAUAUCUACGUGUCUUUAAGCCGGCGGUCUUGGCAGACACAGCUGAUUGCCCUGGUUGUCACUGUGAGCAAACGCCUCUUGAAGAUCCGGUCGAUCCUCAGCAAGAUCCUUCUGGACUCAAGCAAACAGCUCCUGAAGAACCAGCGGCUUCCCAACCUGGUUCAUCUAACUUGAGUCCAUAUGCUCUGAGAAUACUCAGUUAUUUUCGACCACCUAGGUUUUUCACCUAUCCCGCUCCAUGGAUGUAUGAGCAACCGUUUCUUGAUGAAUUGGAUGAAUAUAAAGCGUUUUCGUCGCUUUAUGAGGUGGGAACAAAGAAUCUAGGAAAAGGACACCAAGGCAUUGUGUAUGAGGGGACUCGCAGGUCCGAUGGCCUAAAGGUCGCCAUCAAAUUUAUGCACAAGUUUCCACGCUUUGACAAAUAUAUUCACGUUCCUGGGCAUGACAAGCCUCUCUUCUCAGAAGUGGCUCUAAAUCUGCUGCUACAGAAACCAGAGAAAUGCCCCAACAUUGUGGAUCUGAUGGACUGGUUUGAAGAGGAGUACACCCACAUCCUCGUUCUGGAAUAUCCAUAUCCCUGUUUCACCGUGAAAGAUUUCAUUCGCGUUGAACGUCUGUCUGAAAAUCAGGCACGUGAUCUCAUGCGUCAAGCAGUGAACGCAGCCAAACACUGCAUUGACCACAACGUCUGCCAUGGUGGCUUGGAGGUCAGAAACGUCCUGAUCAAUGUACAGACCAUGACGCUCAAGUUCAUAGACUUUGGAUGUGGCCACUUUGCCUCAACUUGGGGCGAACCAGGCACUAAAAUCUACGGUGAGUUGAGUUUCUGUGUUGCCGAUGUAAUGACCCUCAUACAAACAUUGUAG
Triplophysa rosa is the source of this 1553-nucleotide messenger RNA. Its product is annotated as serine/threonine-protein kinase pim-2-like. Gene Ontology annotation, cellular component: cytoplasm. Gene Ontology annotation, biological process: protein autophosphorylation; negative regulation of apoptotic process; regulation of mitotic cell cycle. The record is from RefSeq and is a predicted model, not a curated record. NCBI's taxonomy places the organism in Eukaryota, Metazoa, Chordata, Actinopteri, Cypriniformes, Nemacheilidae. Bases 159 to 1553 code for a protein of 464 amino acids. The transcript has 6 exons. Gene Ontology annotation, molecular function: protein serine/threonine kinase activity; ATP binding.